AUGAACCAGCUUGAUAGAAACUCUUGCAUUCUUGAGCUCAAGUCGUGCAAAAGCCUUGAUGCUGCCAAAAAUCUCCACUCCAAAUUCCACGCCCUGAUCUUUCAAUCCGACGCCUACGUCCCCAACAAGCUCGUGGAGCUCUAUGGCAGAUGUGGGAGUGUCAAUCUUGCCCGUUCGGUGUUUGACGGCAUCAACAACAAGGACAUCUACUCCUGGGUGUUGAUGCUCUCGGCAUAUUCCAGAAAUGGGCAUAUUCAAGAAGCCCGUAACACGUUUAACAGCAUGCAAGAGCACAACUUAGUAGCCUGGAACUCGAUGCUUACAGCAUAUGCCCAAUCCGGGCAUCUGCUAGAUGCUCGGGAUCUUUUCGAUUCCAUGCCAGAGAGAGACCUCGUCUCCUGGACCACAAUCACUGUGGCAUAUGCGCAGCGUGGCUAUAUAGAGUCUGCAAAGGCUCUCUUUGAUACCAUGCCUGCAAGAGAUCUAGUUACUCUUACCGCAAUGCUAAAUGCCUAUGCACAAAACGGACACUUGGACGAGGCAAAGUUUGUGUUUGAUUCCAUGAAGGAGAGAAAUCUAAUUUCCUGGAAUGUGAUGCUCACGGCAUUUGCUGAUAGUGGGUUUCUCCAAGCGGCCAAAGAUUUGUACCAUUGUAUGCCCGAGCAUGACUUGAUAACGUGGACGGCAAUGUUGGUAGCGUUCGCAUCGGACGGUCAAGUGGAGCAGGCCAAAAGAGUAUUCGAUCAAAUGGACGAGAGGGAUUUAGUAGCGUGGAAUGCCAUGCUUUGUGCAUAUGCCGACAACGGGCAUCUGGAAGAAUGUAAGCGCUUGUUUGAUUCCAUGAAAGAAAGGAAUAUCGUCUCUUGGACUGUAAUGGUCACUGCAUAUUCCGAGUUCGGUUAUAUUCGUGAUGCGAGAAUCCUGUUUGACAGGAUGAAGGAGUGGAGUUUAGUGACUUGGAACGCGAUGCUCUCGGCAUAUGCCCAAAAUGGUCAAGUCUUUGAAGCAAAGAGGCUGUUUGAUGAAAUGGACGAACGGGAUGCUGUCACGUGGACCGCGCUGAUGGUGGUUUACGCACAAAACGGACAUCUUAAAGACGCAAAACUCUUGUUUGAUCGGAUGGAGCACUGGAAUCUCAUCACAUGUAACGUUCUCCUUUCAGCAUAUACCGAUUCCGGGCAUCUUGAUUCCGCGCGUGAAUUGCUAGAGAGCAUGCUUGAGCGGGAUGUUGUGUCGUACAACUCAAUUCUAUGCGCAUAUGCCCGUCACGGACAUCUGGAAGAUGCCUGGAGAAUCUUAGAGCUCAUGCCGGAGUGGAAUCUCAUCACCUGGAGCGCAUUGUUCUCGGCAUAUGCCCAGAGAGGGUAUCUGGAGGAGGCCAUGAAGAUGCUUUACAACAUGAGCAGCGAGCCGGUCGUGUCAUGGAACGCAGUGCUAUCCUCGUACGGACAACACGGCUACAUUGACGAGGCCAAAGCGGUGUUUGAUGGAAUCAAGGAUAAAAACUUGGUAACUUGGUCGGCAAUGGUUUCCACUUAUGGACAGAAUGGUCGACCAUUUGAGGCCAGGCGAGUCUUCGAUUCGAUGCAUGAGAGAAACUUGGUGGUGUGGAACUCCAUUCUUGCCUCUUAUGCGCGAGCGGGGCUUUCCAGCGAAGCCUUUGAGCUUUUCUAUGGCAUGAACAUGAUAGAGUUUCCAGACGAUGUAUCGUUUGUGUGUGUUCUCGUAGCUUGCAACCAUCUGGGCGAGGUUUACCCCGCAAAGUUUUGCUUUGGGUCGAUCGCCAUGGACUUCGGCUUGGUUCCUACGAGACAACACUACUGCUGCGUGAUUGAUCAGCUCGGACGAGCUGGUUUUCUCAGCGAUGCCGAAGAUCUUAUCAAAACCAUGCCUUACUCGCCGGAUGCGCUGGACUGGAGUUGCCUGCUUGGAGCAUGCACGAACCAGAAGGAUCGCCGGCGAGGGGAACAAUCCACCAAGUGUGUUCUUGAGCUGGACCGAAAGGAUGGGUCGGCUUAUGUGUUACUCUCGAACAUUUAUAAGUCCAGUUUGAAAGCCAAACUCUCUCAUUCUGGUCUGUGA
Selaginella moellendorffii is the source of this 2082-nucleotide messenger RNA. Its product is annotated as pentatricopeptide repeat-containing protein At4g02750-like. The transcript has a single exon. Gene Ontology annotation, molecular function: protein binding. Bases 1 to 2082 code for a protein of 693 amino acids. The record is from RefSeq and is a predicted model, not a curated record. NCBI's taxonomy places the organism in Eukaryota, Viridiplantae, Streptophyta, Lycopodiopsida, Selaginellales, Selaginellaceae.